GCUGAGCCCGCUCAGCUCAGGGGCAGUCACGUCCGCGCAAAACACAAUUCCCAGGGGGCCAAGCGCCUGGGUGGGUUUCGGACCAGCAGUCCCCGCGCACGCUCAGCCUCUAGGGAGUUGUAGUCCCGGCUCCAGUCAAGAUUCGAACCAUGGCGGUGACCAAGGAGCUCUUACAGAUGGACCUGUAUGCCCUGCUCGGUAUCGAGGAGAAGGCGGCAGACAAAGAGGUGAAGAAGGCGUAUAGACAGAAGGCCCUCUCCUGUCACCCAGACAAAAACCCAGAUAAUCCCAGAGCAGCUGAACUCUUCCACCAGCUUUCUCAGGCCUUGGAGGUACUGACGGAUGCUGCAGCCAGGGCCGCGUAUGACAAGGUCAGAAAGGCCAAGAAGCAAGCAGCAGAGAGGACGCAGAAACUUGAUGAAAAAAGGAAGAAAGUGAAACUUGACCUGGAGGCGCGGGAGCGGCAGGCCCAGGCCCAUGGCAGUGAGGAAGAAGAGGAUGGCCGGAACACCAGGACAUUAGAGCAAGAGAUCGAACGCCUGCGAGAAGAGGGGUCCCGGCAACUGCAGGAACAGCAGAGGCUGAUUCAGGAGCAGAUACGCCAAGAACGGGAACAGAGGCUGAGAGGAAAGACAGAAAAUCCUGAAGGCAAAGGAACCCCCAAGCUAAAGCUAAAAUGGAAAUGCAAGAAGGAAGAUGAGUCAAAAGGUGGCUACUCCAGAGAUGUCCUCCUGCGACUUUUUCAAAAGUACGGAGAGGUGCUCAACCUGGUGUUUUCUAGUAAGAAGGCAGGCACCGCUGUGGUGGAGUUCGCCACUGUCAAGGCUGCGGAGCUGGCUGUUCAGAAUGAAGUAGGCCUGGUGGACAACCCUUUGAAGAUUUCCUGGUUGGAGGGACAGCCCCAGGGUACAGUGGGCCCCAGCCACCCAGGCCAGUCGCAGGGCUCAUUGGUGUCAGAGAGGGACUACGAGAGCCUCGUCAUGAUGCGCAUGCGCCAGGCAGCUGAGCGGCAACAGCUGAUCGCCCAGAUGCAGAAAGAGGACAAGGCGGGGCAGCCCACAUAGCCUCACACCCGUAGCCCUUUUCUCCAAUGUCACCAAUAAACUUUUUCUUUUGGAGUCUACCUCUAUUGCAUACAGAGAUGUAGGGUGCUGGCUUGCCAAGCAUGGCCCUGCUUUCUGGGCUCUCUCUCCGAGGGUGCCACCCAGACCUGGCUCUCCUUCUCCAGGCAGUGGGCAAGCCCCCAGGGAGGCACUGCACGCAGUGCAAGUCGGUGCCAACAGAGCAGAGCAGCAACCACUCAUCACAGUCCUUUAUUGGCUGGGAUCAGCAACAUAGGACCCACCCACCGCCCAGUCCUGGGGCUGUGCUGUCCCCUGGUGCCCAGCUCCCGGCCAGGGGCACAGCCUAGCUCUUGCCCACCCCUCAGCCUAUCCACAGAAAGUGGCCUCCCCCAGGGCCCUUGAAGCUGGCAGGACAAGGCAAGGGUUCCUGCCCUCCCCCACAGGCUGAAGCCAGUUUCAGAGGAAGCCAUUCAGUGUCCUGUGGUGCUGGGCUAUGGAAAGUGAUGACUUGGGAAGAGAGAAGUAGGGCAAUGAUGAGGCAGAGGCUUAGGGUCAGGGCCCAUGGCAACCAUUUCAAAAAAUGUGAGAGGGUUACUCCUUGUGCAGGCACCACACCAGUGUCUGGCCCACUCCUGUCAUGCUGAGCACACGGAAGCCCUUGCAUUCCAGCUUGUCCAGGACUAUUCGAGGAGGGUCUUUGACGUAGUACUCAGAGCUGCAAGAGAAAGGGAGAGGGGGAGACUGAGGGAGCCCAGCACAAACUCCCACACAAGGCUAGUAUCUGCUAAAGACCAGGCCUGGUCAGGACUCAGCAGUACCUAACUCUGGUUGGGUGCCAGGCUGAGUACACAUCCCCUUUCCCUGUCCUGCCAAGCAUUUUGCAUUCAUUAUCUCAUUUAUUCCUCCCAACAGUGUAACAAACAUAUCAUUAGUGCUCCCAUGUAGAUGGGUUAAUACAUACAGAUACGUAUACAGAUAGAAACCCAUGUUAGCCUGACCACAUCCUGUGUGCCCUGAGCCACCCCAUUAUUCAAGAGCAGUGGCCUGCUCUCCCCGGGGCCCUCCCAGCCGCUGCCCUCCUGACGCCCUGGCUGUGCUGUAGUCUGGAGCAACAAAGUUGGCCCCUAACAGCUCUGGCUCUGGCCUUUCCUAGCGUGGAGAGUGCUUGGUUUGUCUUCUUUCAGGAUUGAUUCUGAAGGGCCAUCAAGUGGGUAAAGGGUUCAAGCCCUAAGCUGGGCUUCUUAAGACAAAUGCCUUGUGGCAAAGGGAUGGAUUAGCUUCAGCCCUCCAACCCUGACCCAGAGAGCUAGGGUCAGCUCACCUCUUCCUCCCCUUUGAACUGGGACUCACUAUGGCAACUCUUCUCUGGAGUAGGAAGGAGUGAAGACACAAAAAAAGAAAGCUGCCCUCACUGUUUAGAUGGAGGGCCGGUGUGAAGGAUGCCAGGGGAGAGGCCAAGGCUCCAGGCAGCUGCUGAGCUGCAAGUGAGGCCCAGGCUGCCUGCUCCAUUUCCAGACCUUAGCUUUGCUAUUCAGCCAGCUCUUCAAGACAGAAGCCAUUCUCUCUGCCUGUCAGUGCCUUGAUGGGGUCCAGCUUAGAGAUCAGAGGGCCAGGCAAGGAACAGUCUGCUUAUAAGAUCCUCAUGGGAUUUUGUCCUGGGGUUCCCAUGUGAAGAGAAGGCCAUUGGGAAAGCUUUCAGGGCAAACCUGGGAGGGGGGGUGCUGUUGCACAUGGGAUCCACCCUGCAGGGGACAAAGCCCCAAGAUGCAGGCAGAGGGCCUCUGAGGCUGAAUAUUGCCACUGUCCCUGGGCUUGGUGGCUGUAGGAAGGGAACAGAAACAGGACUAGGGGCUGGCAGGAAAAAGAUUCUUAAAUGCCACUACUUACAAGUUGUUUCCCAGGACACUUCUUUUUGUGGCCCCCAGAUGUCGCAUCAGCUCUGGAUCCGCGUUCUCAUCACCCACUAUGGUGGGGCCUACUUCCUGCAAGGUAAGCCGGGAUGGCUGCUUGGCUGGCAGCCAGGGAGAGGUAGAAGGCUGGGCCUGUCUUCCCUGCCUGCCUGCUGUUCCUGAGCCGGAAGGAGUGGUGAGGAGCCUUGGGACAGGACCCACUAGCAAUCUGGCUGAGCAAUGUGGGGUUCUCCCAGUUCUGCUAAAAUGAGCUGGGCAUUGCUGGAUUACUGGCACCUUAAGUCAGGCUCCUUUAUGUGUGUGUGUGUGUUUGUGUGCGUACAGCAGAACCAUCUGAAGGACAAUGGAAAGAUGUAAUCAUGUCCACAAACACUUAUACAGGGGUGCUCAAAGCAUUAUUCAUGAAAGCAAACAGUGGAAACAACCUAAAUAUCAAUAAAAUUCGAUUGUAUAGGGCCUCCCUGCUGGCGCAAGGGGUUAAGUUGCAGCACCAUAAAGCUGUUGGCAGCCACUGCAGCACUAGUUCAAUCCCUGGCCAGGGAGGUGACCCACAUGGCUCAGCAGACCUGUCUCGCCCGCUGCUCCCCUCAGCAAUAUAUUUCAGUAGCUCCGCCUGUUGUGCUCCCCACUCUGUCUCCGGUGAAUCCUCUCACCCUCCUGCACCUCUGGCCUACACCCCAGCUCUUGUAUGCAUAAAUAAAAAAAAUAAAUCUUAAAAAAGAUUCGAUUGUAUAGCUAUACCACAU
This is a messenger RNA of Talpa occidentalis (Iberian mole), 3720 nucleotides long. RefSeq names its product DnaJ heat shock protein family (Hsp40) member C17 (gene DNAJC17). Bases 150 to 1064 code for a protein of 304 amino acids. The record is from RefSeq and is a predicted model, not a curated record. Gene Ontology annotation, molecular function: RNA binding. The transcript has 11 exons. Gene Ontology annotation, cellular component: spliceosomal complex. Gene Ontology annotation, biological process: spliceosomal complex disassembly. NCBI's taxonomy places the organism in Eukaryota, Metazoa, Chordata, Mammalia, Eulipotyphla, Talpidae.